GUUUUUGUUACAUUUUGACUUGUCAACGUUGUAUGAUGAUCACGAAAGUGAACAGAUUGCGAAAAACGCGUACGUUGACAUGAGGUAUUUACACAUUGUCAAAAUUGAGGAGUGUAAUGUAAAAUGCCAGAAAAUGACUUUCCAAUAGGAUAAAUUAAGGACUUAAAGAUGGAGCGGUUUCAAAUGAGAAUUUCUGUGGUGUGUAUUGUGUUUGUGGUUCUUACUCAAUAUGUUGGAGCUGCCUAUGUAGAAGGCAAUUGUACGUCUACGAGUGACUGCCCAACAGAUGCUACGUGUAUUGCAAGAGGCUGUGACGGAAGUGUUUGUGUCUGUAACACUGGAUUUUUCCCAUCAGAAAACAAAACAGGUUGUGAAGGAGUGGUGGGAUUAGACGAGGUGUGUAUUGGCAAGCAGUGCCUACCAGCGAACUCCCAUUGUAGUUCAACUGACAACGUUUGCACUUGUGAUGAAGGAUAUGAACUGUCAUACGAUGAAGAGAAAUGUAGACAGGAACCAUCUGCAAAUGGACUAUCAUUCCGUCUACUUAAUGAACCAUGUAAUGAAGCCUCACUUGCGUAUUGCUCUGGACUUUUCCAAGAUUGUGUAUCUGGAACGUGUAAAUGCAAAGAGGGAUACAGAGAAGCUACGACUGCAGAUAUUUAUCUAGAACCGUCCAAUACAUUUGAAUGUCGCUUAGAUGUUCAUAUAAUGAAUAAUACAAACAUAACCUGCCCGACACCACCGCCCAUUAUGAAAAUCUAUGAAGAAUGUGAGUCAAAAGCAAAUUGCGUUCCAAAUGCGGAUUGUACACCUCGAGGAUGUGAUGGAAAAGUUUGUCUUUGUGAAUUGGGUUUUCUUUCAAAUGAUGCGAACGAUCUGUGUUUGGGAGUGACAGAGAUAGGCAUGGGUUGCAAUGAUACUAUCCGGUGUCCCGGGGGUAGCACAGUCUGUAUUGAAGGCAUAUGUGAAUGUAAGGAAGGAUAUGUAAAGGUGGAUCACAGAAGAUGCAAAGAAGAUAUUUCAAACAUCCAUCCUUAUACGUGGUCAUUGUUAGGGGAAGAUUGUAAAGAGGAUGGGCUCAACCGAAAGAUAUGCCAAGAUUUCAUGGAGCAAGAAUGCAAUGCAACUGGGACGUGCGUGUGUAGUAAAGGAUAUAGAGAGACAACAGAAGAAGAAAAGGCACUCUCCCCUUUUGUUGAUAUUGACUGUGUUGAAAACGAUUAUAAUGCAAACAUACCUGAUAAUGAUAAAGCCUGCACAACACCAACAACUGUUACUACUACUACAGCUACUGUUGCUACGACUACUACUCUUGGUGCAACGACAGCUGAGGCUGAAGUAACUACUCUUGGUGCAACGACAGCUGAGGCUGAUGUAACUACUAUUGGUGCAACGACAGCUGAUGCUGAUGUAACUACUAUUGGUGCAACGACAGCUGAUGCUGAUGUAACUACUAUUGGUGCAACGACAGCUGAUGCUGAUGUAACUACUAUUGAUGCAACGACAGCUGAGGCUGAUGUAACUACUAUUGGUACAACAACAGCUGAGACUGAUGUAACUACUCUUGGUGCAACGACAGCAGAGGCUGAUGUAACUACUAUUGGUGCAACGACAGCAGAGGCUGAUAUAACUUCUAUUGGUGCAACGACAGCUGAUGCUGAUGUAACUACUCUUGGCGUAACGACUGCUGAGGCUGAUAUAACUAUUAUUGGUGC
This is a messenger RNA of Owenia fusiformis, 1715 nucleotides long. The record is from the annotation of a GenBank genome assembly. NCBI's taxonomy places the organism in Eukaryota, Metazoa, Annelida, Polychaeta, Sabellida, Oweniidae.